This is a messenger RNA of Liolophura sinensis, 3428 nucleotides long. Its product is annotated as aldehyde dehydrogenase, mitochondrial-like. NCBI's taxonomy places the organism in Eukaryota, Metazoa, Mollusca, Polyplacophora, Chitonida, Chitonidae. The record is from RefSeq and is a predicted model, not a curated record. Gene Ontology annotation, molecular function: oxidoreductase activity, acting on the aldehyde or oxo group of donors, NAD or NADP as acceptor.
UGUUAGCAGAGCCACUUCCGAAGGCCGUGUCUGUCAGUGUUGCCGACAAACGUAACACCGAAAUGUUAUCUCUCCGCCAACUUUGCCGUGGUCAAACUUUGGCCAAAUUUAUACGGUUAAAUCAAGCAUGUAUGUACUCGGCAGUACCCCAGCCUCUGAGACAACCCGAAGUGAAAACCGCUAAGCUAUUCAUCAACAAUGAGUGGGUGGACUCUGCCAGUGGCAACUUUCCAACUAUCAACCCUGCUACUGGGGAGGUCAUUACCGAAGUGGCCGAAGGAGACAAGGCAGAUGUAGACAAGGCGGUGGUUGCAGCUCGGGAAGCAUUCAGGCUUGGGUCACCCUGGAGACGAACAGACGCUGCAGAGAGAGGUAAUCUGCUGAGACGUCUGGCGGACUUGAUCGAGAGAGACCGUGCCUACCUGGCUUCUCUGGAGACUCUUGACAAUGGAAAACCUUAUCAAGUGGCAUAUGCUGCAGACUUGGAUCUGGUGCUCAAGUGUUACAGGUACUACGCUGGAUGGGCAGACAAGAACCAUGGGAAGACUAUUCCAAUUGGGGGGGAUUAUUUCUGUUACACACGUCAUGAGCCGGUGGGAGUUUGUGGACAAAUUAUUCCAUGGAACUUCCCCCUCUUGAUGCAGGCGUGGAAACUUGGGCCGGCACUGGCCAUGGGGAACACUGUGGUGAUGAAGACUGCUGAGCAGACCCCUCUGACCGCUCUGUAUGUGGCAGAACUUGCUAAGGAGGCAGGAUUUCCCCCUGGUGUGAUCAACAUCAUCUCUGGCUACGGCCCUACAGCAGGAGCAGCCAUUGCUGAGCACAUGGACGUGGACAAGGUAGCCUUCACUGGCUCCACGGAGGUUGGCCAGUUGAUUCCACAAAUGGCUGCCCGCAGCAAUCUGAAGAAAGUCACGCUGGAGCUUGGUGGGAAGAGCCCCAACAUCAUCCUCUCAGAUGCCGAUUUGGAUACAGCUGUUGAGCAGGCUCAUUUUGGGCUGUUCUUCAACCAGGGCCAGUGUUGCUGCGCCGGCUCGCGCAUCUUUGUGGAGGAGAAAGUGUAUGAUGAAUUUGUGGCGCGCAGUGUGGACAGGGCAAAGAAAAUGUCUCUUGGGGACCCCUUUGACCCCUCAACAGAACAGGGCCCACAGGUGGAUAAGGAACAGAUGGGUAAAAUUCUGAACCUGAUCCAAAGUGGCAAGAAGGAGGGUGCUAAGUUGCAUAUCGGAGGGGAGAGACAUGGAGACAAGGGUUACUUUGUACAACCCACAGUGUUCUCUGAUGUCACAGACAACAUGUCCAUUGCAAAAGAAGAAAUUUUUGGCCCAGUGAUGCAGAUCAUGAAGUUUAAGAACAUGGAAGAGCUGAUAGAGCGGGCUCACAAGACGGUUUAUGGCCUGGCUGCGGCUGUCUUUACCCGUGAUGUGGAGAAGGCUCUGUACCUCAGCAACAGCCUAAGGGCAGGCACUGUGUGGGUGAACUGUUAUGAUGUGUUUGAUGCGGCUGCUCCAUUCGGCGGGUACAAGAUGUCUGGGAAUGGUCGUGAGUUGGGAGAGUAUGGCCUGGAGGCGUACACAGAAGUGAAAACGGUGACCAUAAAGAUUCCACAGAAAAACUCUUAGACAUGGAGGAUAAGGUUUUUGUAUCAGCUUUUUAAUGUUUUUAUGUCCAGAUAGAUCCAUCCCUCUAAUUGCCAUUAUAUUUCAUGUAAAAAUAUUUGAUAUUUUUCAUAGCAAGCAGCGUUGUGACUUGUUUCACUGGAAACGACUGGGAGAGUCCCAAAAUGACCACUUUAUUUUAGAUACAUCAUAUAGAUGUAUUUUAAUUGUUAAAGGAAUACGUUUGCAACAGAUGUUAACUAUUAGUGUUCAGUUUACAAUGAUAAUAACGUCCUUAAUACAUGUAUGUCUCUACUUUUGUGGUAUCCUGCUGUUGUUAUAAAAGGACCUUUUUUGAACAGUAUUAUAGCCUAUUUCUCUCCUUUUUCAUCAGAAUUGUGUCAUGUCUGUUUGCAAAUCUACACAAAUGCAUAACAAAACCAUAAAGUGUGUAAAUUUUCUUGUUCUCUGCAUUUAUUGGGUCCGUGUGAAGUCUGCAAGUUUUGGCAAUGUGUCCUGGCUUAGCACAGUCGCAUCAAGUCUGUGACGGAGUCCAGGUAUUUGGUGUCAGAAGAAAGAGUGGCUACAUUUUUUAGUCCGAUGCUCUGGGAGGGAACUUUAGGGAAAACUGUACAGUUAUGAUCGCGUGUGGAAGUCAUUUAUACUUAAGGAGACCACUCUUACCCUUUUCGCAGCAUGUUGGAUUUAUGUAUGACUGGGUGGAACUGAGAACGUCAAAUCUUCUGACAAAUUGUAGCAAAGAGCUAAAUAUUUUCAACACCCCUUUAUAUAGAGAACGGACAAAGGUGCUUAUAUAACUGUUGUACAACUGCUGCAUGAUGUUGACCCUCUACCACUGUCUGCAGGAAAAAAAAACACACACACACACAAACUUUAUGCAUGAUUUUUACUGCUGUUAUGUUCAUGAAAUGCUGAGAUGAAAUUUACAGCAUUACGUGUAAAAGCUGUUAUGUAAUUUUUGUAGUUACAUCCAAUUUCACCAGGAAUGACUCAUUUGCUCAUGCAAGUUUAACAUGCUUAAUACGGUCAAUGUAAAUACAUGUAGUUUGUUGGCUCAGGUUGAUGUUAAUGUACACCUAUUAUGUGUAGAACAAUAGUAUAUUACAUCCAUUUUAGUUCAGGUGACUAUUAUGAGAUUGGUCUUGUGUAUCGGCUUGAAAGCAGAUUCUUCUCUUAUUUCCUCUAUGUAUUUUGCUUUCUAAAGGUUCCUUUUGUGAUUUGACGCAUGCUGUCUUUAAGGUUGGCUCAAAUGUUGCAUUUUGAAUAUUUUUAUUGUUAUCAAUUUUUUUUUUACCUGAUCAGGUGUUUUACUGUGUUCACAUGCAUAUGCGAUAUGUGAAUGUAUGUAUAUGCUUAAGCAACUGAUGGAAGACUUAUAUUUUUUGGGAGUUUGUGAAGCUCCUCUACUGACGAUCUAAAAGAUGCAUCUCUAAUGCAUUACAUGGAGGAAUUUUGCAAAUGUAACAGAGUGCAAGUGAGAGAUGUGUCAUCCAGAUUUUUUGGUUAUGUGGUUGUGCUUUUUAAAAUUAAUCAUUCAGAAGAGUAAAAAAAAAAGGGGGGUGUCCCGUCAUAAAAUCUGACUUUGCCCCAAUUCAACAACAGUGGGCCUGGGUGAGCUACCAUGCCUUCAUGUUUGGUUAACAGUAACUUAAAACAUGAGCCCAGGGCAAAACAAAAAGCGACGAUGAUAAUUAAAACUUCCUGUCAACUUUUGUAUCCUCGCCUUGAUCCAGUUUUAGGAUUAUUAUGUGACAGCCAUACCACUGAGUAUGUACUUUUAAUAUAAUAAAAUUAACCAUUUUCAUCACA